Molecule: messenger RNA, 2532 nt
Organism: Triplophysa rosa
Lineage: Eukaryota; Metazoa; Chordata; Actinopteri; Cypriniformes; Nemacheilidae
Gene: gspt1l
Product: G1 to S phase transition 1, like
Exons: 14
Coding region: 212-1954 (580 amino acids)
Biological process (GO): translation
Cellular component (GO): translation release factor complex
Molecular function (GO): GTP binding; translation release factor activity; GTPase activity
Source: RefSeq, a predicted model, not a curated record
AUUCCGAGUGCUUAGUCAAACCUCCCUUUUUUUCUCGCCCCUUGCUGAGAGACGCCGGCUGUUUGAUUUUAACAAAACUGGGAGAAGGCCACACGCCACGAGCAAAAAAGUUUGGACGACGUAAGGGGUGACCUUAACGACGGUUAAGGCCAGACGCUAAAGCGAUCGAGUUCGUGGCUUUAAAGUGUGUCUGUGUAACAGCUGUGUGGCGAUGGACGCUAGAGACACUGCCCCUGAUUCCUGGGAUCAGGAGGACGAUGGCGAGGCCCAGGUCGACGUGCAACUUUCCAAUGCUUUGGCUACCACUCUAAACGUGGACGCAAAGCCGUUUGUCCCCAACGUUCACGCCGCAGAAUUCUUCCCAUCUUUCCUGCAGAAGGACUCCGCGGACACGGUGGAGCCAUCAGGACCCAAUACAGAUGCCAAGGUGGGAGAACCAGACCAAGAGGCAUCAGCUCCACCAAUGGAGAACGGUGAUGCAGAGAUGACAGCUGAUGACACGUGGGAGCAGAAAGGGAGCGAGCCCAGCGAGGCUGAAGCUGAGCCGGGAGGCUGCCCUGGGGGAGAUGGGGGUCUGGCUGAAGAAGACUCGCCACAAGAGGAAGAGAUGGAGGAAGAAGUAGUGCCAACACCUAAAGUAGUCCUAACACAGCCAAAUGCCCCCAAAAAGGAGCAUGUUAAUGUGGUCUUUAUUGGCCAUGUCGAUGCUGGCAAGUCCACUAUUGGAGGACAAAUCAUGUAUUUAACAGGAAUGGUGGACAAACGAACUCUGGAGAAAUAUGAGAAAGAAGCUAAGGAGAAGAACAGGGAAACUUGGUACCUCUCCUGGGCUCUUGACACAAAUCAGGAAGAGAGAGACAAAGGGAAAACUGUGGAGGUUGGACGUGCAUACUUUGAGACCGAGAAAAAGCACUUUACCAUUCUGGAUGCACCAGGCCACAAAAGCUUUGUCCCCAACAUGAUAGGCGGAGCUUCUCAGGCCGAUUUGGCAGUGCUGGUGAUCUCUGCAAGGAAAGGAGAGUUUGAGACGGGCUUUGAGAAAGGAGGACAGACGCGAGAGCAUGCCAUGUUGGCCAAAACUGCUGGUGUAAAGCAUUUGAUUGUACUUGUAAACAAAAUGGAUGACCCAACAGUGAACUGGAGUCUAGAGAGGUACGAAGAAUGUAAGGAGAAACUUGUUCCAUUUUUGAAGAAAGUUGGGUUCAAUCCCAGAAAAGAUAUUCAUUUCAUGCCAUGUUCAGGACUCACUGGGGCCAAUCUGAAGGAGUCGGCAGAAUUCUGCCCGUGGUAUACAGGGUUACCAUUCAUUCCACAUCUGGAUAAUUUAGCGAACUUCAGCAGAUCAAGUGAUGGACCAGUCAGGUUACCCAUUGUAGACAAAUACAAGGACAUGGGUACUGUGGUCCUAGGAAAGCUGGAAUCGGGAUCAAUCAGUAAAGCUCAGCAACUUGUGAUGAUGCCCAACAGGCACACUGUUGAGUUGCUGAGUCUGCUGUCUGAUGAUGUUGAAACGGAUGACGCUGGACCUGGAGAGAACUUGAAGUUACGGCUAAAAGGUAUUGAAGAGGAGGAGAUUCUGCCAGGCUUCAUUCUCUGCAAUGCUGAGAACCUCUGCCACUCUGGGCGCACCUUUGAUGCUCAGAUAGUCAUCAUUGAACACAAGUCAAUCAUCUGCCCAGGUUACAAUGCAGUUCUUCAUAUUCACACCUGCAUCGAAGAAGUGCAAAUUACGGCCUUAAUCUGUCUGGUGGACAAAAAGACUGGGGAAAAGAGCAAAACGCGACCCCGCUUCGUCAAACAGGACCAAGUGUGCAUUGCUCGUCUGAGAACAGCUGGGACCAUCUGCCUUGAGACCUUCAAAGAUUUCCCUCAGAUGGGACGCUUCACCUUACGAGAUGAGGGGAAAACCAUCGCCAUUGGGAAAGUGUUGAAACUUGUUGCUGAGAAGGACUGAAAACAGUGUAUGGUUGAUCCGAAACGACUGACAGAGGCGGAGGAAGAUGCAGCUUCGGCCGCGGCAAACUUCAUAGCCUUCCUGUCUUUUCUCCCCUCUGCCUCCUAAAGACCAGCUUAAAAAAACUUCUCUUAAAAGAAAUCUGUUUUUAAGCAAAUGAAAACGAAAUCAAGUCCACAUGUGUCAGCUUUCUCAUAUUGAGAGCUCAGCGAUGCCAUUGUUUUAGGUUCUUCCCCCAUGACCUCUUCCCCAUCAGCCUGCACAUGUUCGGUGGCAAGAGAUUUAGCUCUCUUUCAACCUUUUUUUAUUUUUAUAGAACUUUCUUUUGCUUCCAUCAGAGAAAUAUAAUGGCAGCAGAUACAGUAAACGUAUGUGGACCAAGAUUUGCUUGUUAACAUAAAAUGAUUUAUGAGCAGAAUGAUUAACCAAUUGAAACCAAAAUGUCAAUAUCUUGGUUGGACAUGUCUCCCAUUGCUUAUUCCCAUUUUGGUUUCUCUCUUCACAUAACGUUCUUGCAAAGUUCACGGGCGUGUUCAUUAUUAAAUCAUUUAUGACAAUAAAAUUGGGGAAAAAAGUGA